UUUCGAGACUGAGGCGCUAGAAAAUGAUGGACAACUAUGAACAGGCACGAUUGCCCACAGAACGUCUGAAGGAUAUCGGCGAUAUUCAUCAAAUCAACUUCACGGAGGAGUCCGUAUUCGAGCAUGUCGAUGUAAAAACACAAAAUUUUAAUUUUGGCGCCAAUAUUUUAAGCACAACAACAAUGUCAUCGUCUACACUAAUUUCGGCGGCGACCAGCGAAGAGCAGAUCAAAACAAACGCAAUGAAUGAAAUACAAACAAUAACAUUGCCGCCAACGCUAACCACAGAAGAUUUACAAAUAGUUGCCUCUUCAAUCGCAGAUACACCACCGGUCAGUGUCGACGAGGAGGCACACGAUUCGGAAGAGUGCACCGGAGGAGAGCUGACAGUAGAAGAUAUAAUUCACGGCGGUUCCAGCCACACCACAGAUGACAUUGACAACUCGCAACUGUCACAGGAAUCGUCACAGGCCGGCGUGGAGGUGAGUGCCAAAAGCUGUAGUAUCAAUAAUGACGAAGACGAUGCAGAUGGUGAUGAGGACGAUGAAGAUUCAGAUGACUCCUCAUCAGACUCAGACUAUUCCGACUUAAGUGGUCUAUCAGAUAUGUCCGGAAAGGAAUGGAAACCAAUCAGCCGGCCGCUGAACUGGGUGCAGAAGCAAAUACAUUCGGGUGCAAAUCCUCGCGAAAUAUUGUCGAAGUUUUUGCCUACAUCCGCCCAACGUAUAAGUCCCGAGUUGACCGAUAUGACAUUGUGGCGCAUAUUGGCCAGUAUGAUGGCCGAACCACCAAGGCGUAAGAAACUGUCGUACGUCAACACUUUCAAUGACGUUAUCGACCUGUUGCAGAAAUCUAAGAAUAUCAUUGUCCUUACUGGAGCCGGCGUUUCAGUGUCAUGCGGCAUACCCGAUUUUAGAUCAUCGGAUGGUAUAUACUCACGUCUGGCCAAAGACUUUCCGAACCUACCCGAUCCGCAGGCAAUGUUUGAUAUCAAUUACUUCUCUCGCGAUCCGAGACCGUUUUUCAAAUUUGCCCGCGAAAUAUAUCCCGGCCAGUUUAAGCCGUCACCUUGCCAUCGGUUUAUAAAGAUGUUGGAACAAAAGCAAAAAUUAUUAAGGAACUAUACCCAAAAUAUUGACACCCUGGAACAAGUGGCCGGCAUAAAAAAUGUCAUUGAGUGCCAUGGUUCCUUUUCGACAGCAUCGUGUACCAAGUGUAAAUACAAAUGUGACGCAGAAAGUAUACGGGCGGAUAUCUUUGCCCAGCGCAUACCUGUAUGCCCGCGUUGUCAGCCCAAUGUGGAGCAGAGUGUGGAUGCGUCGCAGCCGGUAUCGGAACUAGAACUACGACAACUAGUGGAAAAUGGUAUAAUGAAACCCGAUAUUGUAUUCUUUGGAGAAGGACUACCAGAGGAAUUCCACACUGUAAUGGCCAGCGAUAAGGACAAGUGUGACUUGCUAAUUGUUAUGGGUUCAUCACUUAAAGUGCGACCGGUCGCAUUAAUUCCUAGCUCAAUACCGAACAAUGUACCACAAAUCUUGAUAAACCGCGAACAAUUGCAUCAUUUGGAAUUUGAUGUGGAACUUUUGGGAGAUGGUGAUGUGAUUAUUAAUCAAAUUUGCCACCGUUUGGGUGAUGAUUGGAAGGAGAUUUGUUUCGAUGAUCAAAUUCUACACGAAUCUAAGGAACUAAUGACUCUAGGCGAAGAUGAACGAGCUUGUGAAAGUGGUGUGACGAAAGGUACUUCACAUCCGUCAACAGAUAGUAUCUCUGUAAAGUCUAACCAGUCGAACGACUUAAAUCUACAGUCCGGUACAACCUAUUCCGAUUCUGGCUUUGAAACCUCGUCGACAUCGUCUUCAAAACGGGAUGGAGAGUUUUUAUGCCCCGAAUAUAUAGAGGAACCAAUGGAAUCCACAGAUUUUGGUGGUUCUUGUGAUUACCGGCACUUGUCCAUCGAUUCGUCCAAAGAUAGCGGUAUUGUGGGCGAUGGUUCCAAUUCGGCAGUGACUCCCGUCUUUAACAGUAGUUUUUCGGAAACGGGUGACACAAAGAAAUGCCUCGACAUGCCCGCCACAUCAACACAAGCAAUACCGAACAAACCCACAAUGCCUAACAAUUUUGAUGGCCCCAAAACCGUGGCGAAUACAGAGGAGGAUUGCCAAGACAGCAAGCAGAGUAUUCGCAGGAAGCAAAAACGCCAAAGUGCUGGUGAACGCCUGUACAAGGGUACUUAUUAUGCACAUGACCUUUCGGCAUCUUAUGUAUUCCCCGGCGCUCAGGUUUCGUGGUGUUCAGACUCUGAAGAAGACGAUGAUGAUGAUGACGACGAAGACGAUGAUGAUGAGGUUUGCGAUAAUACCACAAAGAUUGAUACAGAAAAACAUUCAGUCAAUAUCGAAGAGGAAGAUGAAACUGCAAAUGCCGCUACACCAUCAUCUGCGUCAAUUAAAACAGUCCCGACAGAACAUGAAACAAAUACCUUCACAAAUGUCAUUACCACAAAUUCCACACCAACAACAAGCUGUUCAACUUCGUCGCCGGAACAACAGCAACCGAAAAAGAGGCAUUCGUUGGAUCAUCCGUCGGAUAACUCCUCCUAUUACAAGGAAGAAGCCGAUAAUGCAUCAACAUCAACUUCAUCGGCAACAGUUAGCACACACAGUCCACCGCCACACAAGAAAAGACGUGAUUCGGCCAAUACAUCUUUGUCGCCCCUAUCUACAGGCCCUUCUUCGCAAUUUGUAAAUACAUUUAAUCACAACAACCACCAAUAA
Musca vetustissima is the source of this 2777-nucleotide messenger RNA. It is a transcript of the gene Sirt1, whose product is annotated as NAD-dependent histone deacetylase sirtuin-1. NCBI's taxonomy places the organism in Eukaryota, Metazoa, Arthropoda, Insecta, Diptera, Muscidae. Gene Ontology annotation, molecular function: NAD+ binding. Bases 24 to 2777 code for a protein of 917 amino acids. The transcript is spliced from 2 exons. The record is from RefSeq and is a predicted model, not a curated record.